AUGCGCGAGCAGUUUCACUUGGAGAGGUAUAGAUGUCCUGCUUUCCAUACAGACUGGGAAGCGAUCCUCCAGCAAGACGGAGGAUGCGCAAUCCGACGUGCCUCGGGAAGAAAGACGUGUUGCAUCUCCCAGGGUCUAGCUGCUCUGGGCAGAAAAAAUACCCAGCAGGAGAUCGACACGGACUGGGCCGAAAAUUCGACGGACUGGGGAGAGUUCGCAACCAGAUCCUUCGAUCCCCGUAUGGUGGACGUGCCAUCGCACGUGCGUAGACGGUCAUCGAGGGGGGAGCUGAUCAGAAAAAUUGACUUCAGCUCCUGCUUCGUAUCAGUUAUCAGCUACUCGAAGGAUGAGGAUGACAAUCCUGGCCUCGAUGCAGAAUCCGAGUCGCUUUUCAUUGUCUUCGAACUCGGAGGAGAGUCCCUCGAGGACAGACUUGCCCGAUAUUCAGAAGAAGGACGAAAGUUGUCUGCAGACGAGCACCGUUCACUGCAGUGGGCUUUGGUCUCCAUUGUCUUUGGCCUGCAUACUUUUGGGUACGUGCAUCUGGACAUCAAGCCGGCGAAUAUCGUCAGCUUUGACAUGCCAGACAAGAAGGAGCAAUGGAAAUUGAUAGACCUGGACGGCGCCCUUUGCUCCGGAAAGCCAGCUCCACUCAAGGACUGCGUGACUACCUUGCAAUACCUGUCCCCAGAGCUCGCGGGAACUUUUCUCUCUAUGCAGGUGUGCUCGCGUGACCAGUUUGGAAGAGCACGGCGUGGCAAAGAAGAGAUGGACAACCAACCCGUCAAGCUCUCCCGCCUGAUGGACAUUUGGAGCGUCGGGAUGUGCGCGAUGGAGGCCGACUGGUGCAGGGCUUCUUGA
Messenger RNA from Symbiodinium pilosum, 861 nucleotides. The record is from the annotation of a GenBank genome assembly. Lineage: Eukaryota; Dinophyceae; Suessiales; Symbiodiniaceae.